Molecule: messenger RNA, 1967 nt
Organism: Scophthalmus maximus (turbot)
Lineage: Eukaryota; Metazoa; Chordata; Actinopteri; Pleuronectiformes; Scophthalmidae
Gene: ltap1
Product: chromosome 1 C1orf43 homolog
Exons: 7
Coding region: 244-1020 (258 amino acids)
Biological process (GO): phagocytosis
Source: RefSeq, a predicted model, not a curated record
ACGUGACCAACACGGAAGUCAACAGAUCCGGCAGCGACAUGUAACAAACCAGAAAAAGGCACUUUUUCCCGAACUUCCCCCUGUUUGUGUCUUCCGUUCAACGGCAGCUUCAUGUUCUCAAACAAGCGACCGCCCGAAUGUAACCGUGUGCUCUACGAAGCGCAAGUGUGGGCCGUAACUUUGACGUGUCGUUUUGUCGUUAGUUAGUCGAGGGGAGGGGGAGAGAAAAGGCUCAGUUUCAAAAUGUACAAUGAGUCUCUGCUCUCCAGCGUCAACGUGGUGCUUGUGAUGGCCUACGGAAGUCUGGUGUUUGUUUUGCUGUUCAUCUUUGUCAAAAGACAAAUCAUGCGGUUCGCCGUGAAGUCUCGGAGAGGACCACAUGUUCCGCUCGGCCACAAUGCCCCCAAAGAGCUGAAACAAGAAAUUGAAGCCAAACUGUGCCAGGUCCAGAAAAUCCACUUUGAGCCUCGUCUGCUGUCCCCAGAUGACAACCGGCUAAAGCCAAGAGAACAGACUGGUUUCCAUGACUACCUGUACAGGAUGAGAGCACUGGAUGCCAUCAGAGACGCUGAUCUCCCUUUCCGUGAACUGGGUGGGACAUCCACCGCUGUGACGGGGAAAAGAUUUCGGACUUGGCUUCUGCAGCUACGAAAUUCCCACUGCAUGUUCCGAGACAGCCAAAGCUCCCUCAUAGACACAGUGCUAGAUGGGUACAAUAAAGCCCGACAUGGGGCAAAGGCAUUUGGAGAGGCAGAGUUUUUGAAAUACCAGGAAGCUCUAACUGAACUGGCCUCAGCUGUGAAGUCUCACAGCGUCGGCAGCAGCAGCACUCCGAGCCAGCACCACCAGUCUGCAGCCAAAGACCUGACCAGUACCACGGAGCCAGCGAGCUCCUCCACCUCCCCCGACCAAACCACCUACCUCAUAUCUACACUGCAGCAGCGCAGCAAGAGGCCCAGACACUUCCUGGAGCUGAAGAACUUCAAAGACAACUACAACACCCUGGACAGUACGCUCUGAAAAUCUCUGAAAAAAAGAUCAAGGACGAGGUAGUGUUGCCUGUGAUUAAUGUCGCCAGAGCGUUUUAGAGUGAAGUGACAGAAACACAGCCUCUAUACACCAACACAUUACCUGGUUCACAGAAUAGUGCAUAUCAGACUGCUGGCCCAGUGCUCCUUACCUAAAUGUAGCUUGAGCGUAUAUCCUGUAUUACAGCAUGUGUGACAGGUAUCUUUGGGUAGAAAGGUGUCUGUAGUUAGUGACUAUAGUAAGUAUGGUUGAUUUGACCAAAACAGCUAUGUGGCUAUGCAAUGGCAUAAGACAAUCAGUAUUUAUUGCACAAUGUAAAGGCCUAUUCAGGUUUCUUCAACUUAUCCGACUGUAUGUAAACAUUUUAAUUGUUGCAUCACACUGAGAAAAACACACUUGUUUAAGCCAAGUCUGUCUAUUUAUGUCUCUACUGUUCAUAUGCUGCUGUGCAUUUGACAAGCCUUUUUUUAAGCCUUAAAUGUUUGUUUUACAGACACCUUACUUGAUUUGAUGAAUUAUAAUUAUUAAGUGCUCUUAUAAUUGAAUAAUGUUUCUAAGUGCAAUGUAAUGUAACAGUAUUCCAGUGCGUCCAUGUACUCUAAAUGAGAGGUGUUGCAUCUGGGGGUUGGCUCAGAUUCAUUUGGUUUUCAGGGAGGCAUUCUAAUGCCCGAAUAGUUAAUUUUUUUGGGGAUUUUUUUUUUGUGCUUGCUUGGCAAGUUGCCAUUAAAAUAAAACAGUGACAAUACAGUUGAAUUGCUGUUCUUAUGGGCUGUCAUCACACAAUAGUAAUUUGUUGUGUGAACAGUGUCCAGCAGAGGGAGCCCACUUCACAGUGAUUUCACUGGGAAGUGACAAAGAAGCACUGUCUUGAUUUUCAUUAACUUAUUCCAAAAGCCUACAAGCACAGAUAACAGAAUAAAAAUGAAUAACAUACAAAA